AUGGCCGACUGCUCUGUGGAGCAGAAUGCCGCGCUGAAGAUACUUCUACACGGAAUCAAGCACCCGCAUGGGUACUGUAUAGGUGUUCUACUGGGCCAGUCAGGCGAGGGAGGCACGGUGGUUGCGGACGCGGUGCCGCUGCAGCACGUCAAGAUCGGAACGAGCCUCGUCCCGGACGUCGGCCUGCAGCUCAUCCGCGAGGGGGCGUCCGGGAAGGGCGCCGAGAUGGUUGGAGUGUACCAGUGGAGCGAGGGGCGCGCGCGCAGCCAGCCCGCGCCCGCCGCGCGCGCCAUCGCGGAGCGGAUAGCCUCGGCCGGCAAGGGCGCGUGCUGCCUGGUGGUGGAUCCGUCGUCCCUCGAGCAGUUCUACAGCAAGGGCUCGCCCGUUCCGUUCGACCUGUGGCACCCACCGCGCGGGAGCACCAGCAGCGAGUUGCAGCGCAGCGCAGCGCCGCCCACGCUCCCGGGGGGCGUGCACCAGCUGCUGGCCCAGCUGGUCAGGGACGGCCGGCACCGCGACUUCCACGACCUCGACGACCACAUGGACGACGUCACGCGGCCGUGGCCGCCUGCGUCCAGCCUGCUCUCCUGA
Pedinophyceae sp. YPF-701 is the source of this 591-nucleotide messenger RNA. The record is from the annotation of a GenBank genome assembly. Lineage: Eukaryota; Viridiplantae; Chlorophyta; Pedinophyceae.